UUCAGCCGGCAGUAUGCCCACAUCUAUGCCACCCGCCUCCUCCAGAUGAGGCCCUUCCUGGUGAGCCGGGCCCAGCAGCAGUGGGGUUUCUCUUCCAGUCCCUACUGCUGGUAACAGCACUCCCCAGAGAUGGAACCACCACCUCAUCUGCUCACAGACUGGGGCCAGGAACCCAGACAGUGGCCCACAGUGCACGGCAGCAUUGCUCCUCACGGGCCUGGCUGUCAUUCUGGCUUCACCCUGAACACCUUCACGCAGCUUCCAGUGUGGCCAGGAGUCCUCUCCGGAGCUCGGCCUGGGCGGAGAAGCGCCUCUCCAUCCCCGCUUCCUGACAGGCCGGCCCUUUCUCGCCUGCGGCUCUCCCCUCUCCGGCUUGCUUCGUCUCCAGACUCCCUGGGGACCUCGGGGUGGAUGUCAUGUGCUUCAAGGGGCCACCUCAGCCUCCAGGGCCUCCUCCAUAGCCUGGCUUAGCUGCCGUGUGUGGCACUCGUCACAGUGGCUGUGCGCUCGGCCUGGUGCUCAGACCUGUUGCCGAGCCUCUGUGCCUCGGUUUCCUCGGCCACACGAGGGCUGUUGGGCUGGGGGACUCCAUGCACAGUGCUCGGCGUCGUCGCCUGGGGGUGAAUGCGGCUGCGAUGUUGGGGCCUUGGGGUCUGUGGUUCCUGUUGGCGCCCUCCUCAUCUUGUUCUGAACCACUCUUCUCCACUCCCCCGGGUCGACCUGGUGUAUGUUCUUGGUUAUUCCAGGCAGGAGGGAUUCAUGCUGCAGUCGGCGGGCUGAGGAAGGGGCUGGUCCCACAGCCACACGAUCCCAUCACCUCCCGUGGGCGUUCUCCCCAGGCCUGGGGGCUGACAGAUCCAGGGGCCUUUGGCAACCUGUGUUCUUCCUCCCUGCGCCCCCUGAGGACCAGCCUGUACUGUGCAUCCUGAUGGUCCCCGUGGUGUCCCAGGACCCCAGGCGCCUGACUCCACAGGGAGCCGACGGGGCGUGUGGGAUGUGGUUUGAUUUGGUGGUGUCUCUGUUUUCAGAGGAUGAAGCGUUCAUGGAGCUCUCGGAAGAGUCCAAACUCUUAAAGGAAUUUGUUAUAUUUUUCAGACAGGGCUAUGUGGAGACUGGGCACACCUGUCUUUCUAAGAACCAGUGCUCUAAUGUCGGUGUAAACAAGGUAGAGCCUGUGUUAGGGGCCUGUGGCUGCUGUAACAACAGAGCAGCUUAAAGCACAUUUCUUCUCCCGUCUGGAGGCCGGAGUCCGGGGUGCAGGUGUCACAGGGCUGCACUCCCUCAGAGGCUCCAGGGAGAGUCCUUCCCACCUCCUCCAGCUCCGUGACUGCUGGUGCUCCAGGCUGUGGCCCUGUCACCUCAGACAUCACCCUCUCUGCAUGUCUGCUUCUCAAACGGACCCGCCCGGGGCCCGUCCACAUCCCGAGUCCCCUGUCCCCCUGGGGCCAAGCAAUCCUUUAGGUCUAGGGGGUCUUUGCCCUCGGUGAACUCUCCUGGCAGAGGCAGGGUCCCUGGGCGACUGGGCUCUGGGAGGCCGGUUUCCGUGCCCUGUGGGGGGUGCCAGGAGGGCAGCCUGGUCUCUGAGCUCAGUUCUCGUGCCCAGGCAGUGGGGUCCUAGUGAGGAAGCUGUGUGAGCUGCAGCCCGCGGAGCAGUGCUGUGUGGUGGGGACCCUCUUCAAGGCCAUGCCGCUCCAGCCCUCCAUCCUGCGGGAGGUCAGCGAGGAGCACAACCUGCUCCCCCAGCCCCCCCGGAGCAAGUACAUCCACCCAGACGAUGAGCUGGUCCUGGAAGAUGAAUUGCAGCGUAUCAGACUGGAAGGCACCAUCGAUGUGUCCAGGCUGGUCACAGGGACAGUGCUGGCCGUGCUGGGCUCUGUGAGAGACGAUGGCAAGUUCUUGGUGGAGGACCACUGCUUCGCAGGGCUGGCUCCUCAGACGCCUGCACCACCCCUUGACCUGGACAGGUUUGUGCUGCUGGUGUCCGGUCUGGGCCUGGGUGGAGGCGGGGGUGAGAGCCUGCUGGGCACCCAGCUGCUGGUGGACGUGGUGACGGGGCAGCUGGGGGACGAGGGGGAGCAGUGCAGUGCCGCCCACGUGUCCCGCGUCAUCCUUGCUGGGAACCUCCUCAGCCACAGCACCCAGAGCAGGGAUUCCAUCAACAAGGCCAAGUACCUGACCAAGAAAACCCAGGCUGCCAGCGUGGAGGCUGUCAAGAUGCUGGACGAGAUCCUCCUGCAGCUGAGUGUGAGCCCGGGGCUGGCAGGGAUGGGGCUGGACACUGAGGCUGCGGCCGGGCACCAGAAGGCCUCGGUACCCGUGGACGUGAUGCCAGGCGAGUUUGACCCAACAAACUACACACUCCCCCAGCAGCCCCUGCACCCCUGCAUGUUCCCACUGGCCACCGCCUACUCUACGCUGCAGCUGGUCACCAACCCCUACCAGGCCACCAUCGAUGGAGUCAGGUUUCUGGGCACAGCGGGACAGAACGUGAGUGACAUCUUCCGGUACAGCAGCAUGGAGGACCACCUGGAGAUCCUGGAGUGGACCCUGCGUGUCCGCCACAUCAGCCCCACAGCCCCUGACACCCUGGGUUGCUACCCUUUCUACAAAAGCGACCCGUUCAUCUUUCUGGAGUGCCCGCACGUCUACUUUUGUGGCAACACCCCCAGCUUCGGCUCCAAAAUCAUCCGAGGCCCUGAGGACCAGACGGUGCUGCUGGUGGCUGUGCCGGACUUCAGUGCCACGCAGACGGCCUGCCUGGUGAACCUGCGCAGCCUGGUCUGCCAGCCCAUCAGCUUCUCGGGCUUCGGCGCCGAGGACGAUGCCCUGGGAGGCCUGGGUCUGAGCCCCUGAGUCGUGGAGGCGGCCUCUGCCCCUGCCGGGUCAGCGUGAGCAGCUUGUCUGUAAAUAAACCUGACGGCUAACUGGU
Myotis davidii is the source of this 2929-nucleotide messenger RNA. It is a transcript of the gene POLD2, whose product is annotated as polymerase (DNA directed), delta 2, accessory subunit. The record is from RefSeq and is a predicted model, not a curated record. Gene Ontology annotation, cellular component: delta DNA polymerase complex. Gene Ontology annotation, biological process: DNA replication; DNA strand elongation involved in DNA replication. The transcript has 10 exons. Lineage: Eukaryota; Metazoa; Chordata; Mammalia; Chiroptera; Vespertilionidae. The coding region runs from base 1684 to 2853 and encodes 389 amino acids. Gene Ontology annotation, molecular function: DNA binding.